CUUAACUAAAUCUCCUUUCCCUCAACCGUAACCAGAAAAAAUCAUGUGGGCCGCUCCUCCACUCAAACAAUGGUAUCCAUGUAUUCCGGUGAUGACGUGUCUUCCUGUCGGAGCUCCGAGGAAGUUUCAACUCUACUCGCAGCUUAGAAACCUCGAUUUAGUUACUGCGGUCAAAUCAGGUUCCGUGGCGGAGCAAAAGCAGCAAACUACGAAGAAAUCGCAACCAAAGUAUCGAAAACAACAAGGAGCAAAAGAAGAAGUAGAAGAAAAGCAAGAAGAUUCAAAGAAAUUAAGCGGUUUUGAUGUAUUGCGAGCACUGGAAAAGGCGACGGCUCAGAAAAUGAAGAAAAAGAGAAAUGGAAAAGAUAGUUCAUUGUUGAGUAGAAAAGUGAAUGGAAAGGGAAGAAAUGGAAGGGAAGAGGAUGAAGAUUUGGUGAAUUAUGGUAACAAAAAUGUUCGACCAUUGAGUGUAAAAGAGGAUUGGGGAAGUCGUUUGGAUGAUUUGGAGAAAAGACUUCAAGAGCUUGUGGAUACAACUACUGCUUGAAAUAGGCGGAACCAGAAUUUGAAGCUUAUGGGUUCGGAAUUUUGAAUCCUUUUACAUUAUUGGGUUCUGAAUUAAUUAUUUGUACAUAAUCAAUGGAUUUCUUAAGGGCGAAUACAGGAUUUAGACCAAGAUAUUGGUUCAGCUAAACCUGUAAUAUACACACUAGCUCCAGCUACGCACCUGGCCAAGUGCUAAUACUAACGUCGAAUGAAAAAUAGAACCAACUCAUUUUCCAUACUUCUUAUAUUUGAUUACUGUUGUAUGCACUAGGUAGCAGUGUUCAUUGUGUUUUUAUUUCUUAUUUCAUGUGGGAAAAAAAACUGUAAUUUGAUACUUAGGGGUUGACUCCUUAUACUGUUAUACAUGGUAUUAUAAUAUGAGGAUUGUUUAUACAUUAAUAA
This is a messenger RNA of Lycium ferocissimum, 948 nucleotides long. RefSeq lists its product as uncharacterized. Bases 44 to 547 code for a protein of 167 amino acids. NCBI's taxonomy places the organism in Eukaryota, Viridiplantae, Streptophyta, Magnoliopsida, Solanales, Solanaceae. The record is from RefSeq and is a predicted model, not a curated record. The transcript has 2 exons.